Molecule: messenger RNA, 768 nt
Organism: Ricinus communis (castor bean)
Lineage: Eukaryota; Viridiplantae; Streptophyta; Magnoliopsida; Malpighiales; Euphorbiaceae
Product: 50S ribosomal protein L29, chloroplastic
Exons: 2
Coding region: 74-568 (164 amino acids)
Biological process (GO): translation
Cellular component (GO): ribosome; chloroplast
Molecular function (GO): structural constituent of ribosome
Source: RefSeq, a predicted model, not a curated record
CUUAUCUACUUAUUCUACAAUGCUUAGAGUUGGAUAGAGCGACUGAACGAGAAUUAUACACUAGAAAGCAGAAAUGUUGAGCCUUUCUAUAACUAGUUUCUCUCCGAAACCAUUAUCUCCGGUCCCCAAAUCAAGUUUCUCCGGCAUUCAAAUCCGCCACACAUGUUCUAUUCCAAUGCGGGUACCCGUCAAAACGACAUGGUCAUUUUCUGGAAAGCCGUUAGUAAUAACGAUGUCGAAGAGACAAGAAGAACUGAAGGAAAUUAGAGAAAUGAGUACUGAACAGAUUAAUGAAGAGGUUGUUGAUCUUAAAGGCGAGCUUUUUAUGCUUAGGCUUCAAAAAUCUGCUCGUAAUGAGUUUAAAUCUAGUGAGUUUCGCCGUAUGCGCAAAAGGAUUGCUCGCAUGCUUACUGUUAAAAGGGAAAGAGAGAUUGAGGAGGGAAUCAACAAGAGGCUGUCAAGAAAGUUCGACAGGCAAUGGAAGAAAAGUAUUGUUGUGAGACCGCCUCCAUCUUUGAAGAAACUGCAAGAGGAAGAGGCAGCUGCAGAAGCAGAGAAAUCUGCAUAAGCCAAUGUAUGCAUUUCUCAAUGAAUAUGCUGUGCUUUCAUGAUAUAGACUGCUCCUGAAAUCAUUUCUUAGUUUUUUUGCUAGACAAUUUUUGUCUAUAAUAUGAUGUUUGUAUUUAUGUUCCAUGUGUCCCCCUCUGUUGAACAAUUCCUUUUAUCAUUGUUUCUAUAUAAUUCAUCCUUCUUUUUGGCACAGCACUA